AAACAAGCCACUGUUCCCACCAGCUCCACUAAUUUUUUUUUUUUUUUCAUGGUUUCAAAACUCAAACCUUCGUAUUAACCGAUGGCUCUGCUUCUGGUCCUCCUCCCAAUUGCCUUCAUCUUCCUAGCCUACGGCCUCUAUGAACGCCUUAGAUUCAAACUGCCACCCGGGCCACGGCCGAAACCGGUGGUCGGAAACAUUUACGACAUAAAACCGGUGAGGUUCAAGUGCUAUGCAGAGUGGUCAAAACUCUAUGGUCCAAUAUUUUCUGUCUACUUUGGUUCCCAGCUGAAUACUGUUGUGAACACUGCAGAACUGGCCAAAGAAGUUCUUAAAGACAAUGAUCAGCAAUUGGCAGAUAGGUACAGGACUAGACCCUCUGCCAGAAUGAGCAGAAAUGGCCAAGAUUUGAUAUGGGCUGAUUAUGGUCCUCAUUAUGUGAAGGUCAGAAAAUUGUGCAAUCUUGAACUCUUCACUCCAAAAAGACUGGAAGGCCUUAGACCUUUAAGAGAAGAUGAAGUUACAGCCAUGGUUGAUUCCAUCUUCAAGGACUGCACCAAACCUGAAAACAAAGGCAAGAGUCUGUUGAUGCGCAACUACUUGGGAUCAGUAGCAUUCAACAACAUUACAAGGCUAACAUUUGGGAAGAGGUUCAUGAAUUCAGAGGGUGUGGUUGAUGAACAAGGCCAAGAGUUUAAGGGCAUUGUAUCAAAUGGGAUAAAGAUUGGUGCAAAACUCUCCGUGGCAGAUCACAUUCCUUGGCUUCGUUGGAUGUUUGUAGGCGAAAAUGAGGACCUGGAUAAGCACAAUGCGCGGAGAGACAAACUGACCAGAAUGAUCAUGGAAGAGCACACUCUUGCAAGGCAAAAGAGUGGCAAUACUAAGCAGCAUUUUGUUGAUGCAUUGCUCACUCUUCAAAAGCAAUAUGAAUUGAGCGAUGACACUGUCAUUGGACUCCUUUGGGACAUGAUUACUGCUGGCAUGGAUACAACCACAAUCUCAGUAGAAUGGGCAAUGGCAGAGCUGGUAAAGAAUCCAAGGGUGCAGCAAAAGGCGCAAGAGGAACUUGACCUAGUCAUUGGCUCCGAUAGAAUCAUGACUGAAGCUGAUUUUGCAAAGCUCCCAUACUUACAGUGUGUAGCUAAGGAAGCUCUAAGGCUGCACCCUCCAACUCCACUAAUGCUUCCUCAUAGAGCCAAUGCCAAUGUGAAGAUCGGUGGUUAUGACAUCCCUAAAGGGUCUAUCGUGCACGUUAACGUCUGGGCAAUUGCUCGUGAUCCUGCAACCUGGAAAAAUCCACUGGAAUUCCGACCUGAGAGAUUCCUGGAGGAAGAUGUUGACAUCAAGGGCCACGAUUAUCGGCUCCUGCCUUUUGGUGCUGGAAGGAGGAUCUGCCCUGGUGCACAACUUGCACUCAAUCUGGUCACUUCUAUGCUGGGGCAUUUGUUGCACCACUUUACUUGGUCUCCACCACCUGGGGUCAGCCCUGAAGAGAUUGACCUGGAAGAGAGCCCUGGAACAGUUACUUAUAUGAGAACCGCUUUGCAAGCUGUUGCAACACCAAGAUUGCCUGCACAUUUGUACAAUCGUGUGCCAGUAGAGCUGUAAUGCUUCCUUUCUCUUGUUACUAAAUUUUCAGCUUGCAAGAGUUGCUUCACUUCCAACCCUCCAUUUGAUUGUGAAGAACUUGUUGGAUUCUACGAGGUAUUUGUGGAAAGCUAUAUUUUUCUAGAAAAAAUAAAGUAAGGGUUCUCUAUGAUCUAAAGAGAUUUUCUUUUAUUGUCAAACUUUACCACAAUUUAGUUUGAUCUCAAACUUUUUGAA
Coffea eugenioides is the source of this 1824-nucleotide messenger RNA. Its product is annotated as cytochrome P450 98A2-like. NCBI's taxonomy places the organism in Eukaryota, Viridiplantae, Streptophyta, Magnoliopsida, Gentianales, Rubiaceae. Gene Ontology annotation, molecular function: monooxygenase activity; iron ion binding; heme binding. Bases 82 to 1608 code for a protein of 508 amino acids. The record is from RefSeq and is a predicted model, not a curated record. The transcript is spliced from 3 exons.